AUGAAGCUCGAAACAACUACUGUCUGCAAAUCAGUUCUUCAGGACCAAAUCAAGACUUUGGACUUUUUUAUUGUUUAUAAGGUGUUCCAGGUGAGGAAGGUCCAAGGAGCCCAAGCAGGAAAAAUAUUUGCUAUGAAGGUUCUGAAAAAGGCUAAAAUCGUGUGUAACGCUAAAGACACGGCGCACACCCGAGCAGAGCGGGAGAUCCUGGAGAAAGUGAGACACCCAUUCAUCGUGGACCUGCUGUACGCCUUCCAGACCGGAGGAAAGCUCUACCUCAUCCUGGAGUGUCUGAGCGGAGGAGAGCUCUUCAUGCAGCUGGAGAAGGAGGGCAUCUUCAUGGAGGACACGGCCUGCUUCUACCUGGGAGAGAUCAUUCUGGCCCUGGGUCACCUCCACUCCAACGGGAUCAUCUACCGAGACCUGAAACCGGAGAACAUCAUGCUCUGUCACCAUGGACACAUCAAGCUGACGGACUUCGGCCUCAGCAAGGAGUCGAUCCACGACGGAAGCGUCACGCACACUUUCUGUGGCACCAUCGAGUACAUGUGA
Messenger RNA from Nematolebias whitei (Rio pearlfish), 552 nucleotides. Its product is annotated as ribosomal protein S6 kinase beta-2. The record is from RefSeq and is a predicted model, not a curated record. Gene Ontology annotation, biological process: protein phosphorylation. Gene Ontology annotation, molecular function: ATP binding; protein kinase activity. The transcript has 5 exons. Lineage: Eukaryota; Metazoa; Chordata; Actinopteri; Cyprinodontiformes; Rivulidae. Bases 1 to 552 code for a protein of 183 amino acids.